AUGUCAACUAAGACUAAUCUCCGAGCUGUCCAGGAAAGAGGAAAAUUCUCGGAAUGUGUUCGACAAGGAGUUUUACUACAGCUCUAUGGAGUCAUAUGGCGAAAUUGAUGCUCUUGAAGAGUAUCUGGAAGAAUUGGAAGAUGAAUGGGAAGAGUUGAAGAAGAUAGAAGAAGAGAGAAAGAUGAGAAGAUAUUGAUAGAAAUGGUGCUCAAUGAGACACAGGAAUUGAAGGAACGGUGAUUGACUCAGAAGAACUGGUGCAAGCUGUGUAUAAGUGCAGGGAGUUACCUCAGUCAUUCAUUAGUGGGAGAAUGGAAGCCCAGGCAGAAACCACUGGGACAGAACAAAAAGUUGAAUGAAAGCAAGAGCAAUACGGCAGAGCAGCUGCUGGGCAAGCAGACAAAUCGAACUAAGAAAAAAAAGUUAGAGAAGGUCCAGAAUUGAGAAGAGAGAGUAGAGGAGAAGGAAAAAUAA
Blepharisma stoltei is the source of this 474-nucleotide messenger RNA. Lineage: Eukaryota; Ciliophora; Heterotrichea; Heterotrichida; Blepharismidae. The record is from the annotation of a GenBank genome assembly.